Emiliania huxleyi CCMP1516 is the source of this 1194-nucleotide messenger RNA. RefSeq names its product vacuolar protein sorting 39 (gene VPS39). The transcript is spliced from 8 exons. Gene Ontology annotation, cellular component: membrane; cytoplasm. NCBI's taxonomy places the organism in Eukaryota, Haptophyta, Isochrysidales, Noelaerhabdaceae. The record is from RefSeq and is a predicted model, not a curated record. Bases 1 to 1194 code for a protein of 397 amino acids. Gene Ontology annotation, biological process: endosomal vesicle fusion; vesicle-mediated transport; autophagy.
AUGCUCCUCACGCCCCGCCUCGGCGAGCACGGCAACUCGGCGUCUGAGGAGGCGUGGUCGAAUGCUCUCCGCCGCUGGCCCGCGCUCCAGCCCUGCGAGGCGCUCCGCGCCACGGGCAGCCACGAGGCGGCUCUGAGCGCGCUCCUAAAGCUGGCGGAGGCGGACGAGCCUUCCCCGGUCGCCGGCUCGCCGGCGUCCGCACCGGCGCUUCCUCGUGGCGCGGUGCCGCCGGCGCUGUCCGCUUACCUGAGCAUGCUCGGCGGCGAGCACGCGGCGCUGCUGCAGCAGUACGUGCGCUGGCUGGUGCAGCACUCGCACCCCGACGCGGUGCUCCCCAGCCUGACCGCGGCGCGGCCGGCAUCCGCCGCGCCGCUCACGCCGGCGUACGCCUCGCGGCUGAAGGAAGCGGCCGCGGCGGGCGGCGAGCAGGGCGCGCUCGAGCGCCGGCUGAACGAGCUCCUCUCCGGCGCCGUCCUCUCGCGUGCGCAGGCGGAGCAGCUGCUGCCCGCUGCUCGCGCCGGCGUCAUGGCGCGGAAGGGUUUGGCGGAGCAGCUGCUGCCCGCUGCUCGCGCCGGCGUCAUGGCGCGGAAGGGUUUGGCGGAGCAGCUGCUGCCCGCUGCUCGCGCCGGCGUCAUGGCGCGGAAGGGUUUGGCGCGCGUGUCGCUGCUCUCUCGGCUGGAGAGGCAGGGCGAGGCGCUCGCUCUGCUGGUGCGCGAGGGCGGUGACCCGGAGGCGGCUCGACGGUACUGCGAUGCGCAGCCGGAGGGACAGCGGGCGGAGCUGCGGCUCUGCUUGCUCGACCUCUACCUCGGCGGCGAGCCCCGGCGGGUGGAGGCGGCGGUGGCGCUGUUGCGGGACUAUGGGGCGGCGGUGGCGCCGGAGGCGGUGCUGGCACGGAUGCCUCCCGACGCACCGAUCUCGCAGCUGGCGCCCGUGGCGGAGGCGCUCCUCGGCCGCUCCUCGCAACGGCGCCGCGAGGCGCAGAUGCUCCGCGCGAUGGAGAAGGCGCGUUCCGUCCAGCUGCACGCGACCAUGCUCUCUCGGCGGGCUGGCCGCACCGUCAUCACUCCGGAGACGCUCUGUUCCGUUUGCUCCAGCCGGAUCGGGACCGCCGAUUUUGCCGCAGCGCCAGGGGGAGAGGUGUGGCACGUUGCGUGCGCGGGCCACGCCGCGGCGGACAUUCGGCGAGCGUGA